AUGGAGCGGCGGUCGGUCGCCACUCCGCAUGUCGAUCCCCUUCUUCCUUCACUGAUGCCACUUUCGGCAACUUCACCUGAAGCUUCGGAACACAGAGAGUCCAGGUGUCGUUCACUUGAACGAGAAAUCCUCGAUGACCUGCCCAUGAAGAUCCACAUUGGGCAUACGGACUUCGAGACACGCAGAAACGUCGUGCGGUUCGCUCGGCUGCUUUCCUUGGAGAUGCGCGCACGCCCACAGGCUGUGUCAGCACUCUCCAAUAAAGAUUUGGAGCCGAUCAAGCAAUGGAUGCUUGAGAUAGAGAGCUACGAGGAACGCUCAUGUCUCAGUACGUGUAGCACUGAGCCCACUUUGAUGCAUGACACCGAUGAAACGCGCCCUCAGGAAUCAGCCGGGGAAGAUAUGGCCUGCGGGAGCGGUACGGCUGCUUGUCCGACGACAGAUGGAGGAGGUCUCUCUAAAGAAGACGUGUAUUGGACAGUCAGACUGGCGAGGCCGGUCGUUGAGUGCUUGUACGUCAAGAAGGUGUCCCGGCUUGUGCAGGAACUUCAGAAGAUUUCCUCCGACGCUGCCGCACGAGUUCAAGAAUUCUGCAACUCGUGUGCGACCGCCGACAGCACACAUGGAACAGACAGCGUGAAUCAGUUUGAAUUGCGGGAAACGGUGCCUCGGCAAUUCAAGCGACGCCGGAUACUCUCUACAGAGGGCGAAGUGCAGUUCGGAUCUAUCAGGUGGACGAGUAGCGGAAGAUACGAGUUUUUCGAGUUUGUGGAUGACCUGGGCUCCCUUCUCAAACACCAGCCGUGUUACGACAUGGGCGUACAUCCUAAUCUAAAGAUCAAGUUUAGCACCAAGGGAUACAAGCUAGCUCAUUUAUGGAGGCGGUUCAUUCUGAAGGGCGGGAACGGUAGAACUGAGUUUCCAGACGACACUGACAUUCUGUAUCAUACGGACCCGGAUGCCAGCUGUGUCUGUGAAGGUCGGGGCUGGGUGGAAGGCAACUGGACAUGUACAUGCGUGCGUGACCUUAUAGGUCGAAUUCGGAUUAUGGAACCGGUAGGCGCCGUCUUCGCUUCCGCAGUCUUUGCGCUUUUAUGCAGAUAUCAUUCGAUAUGCGGAAGCCAGAAUCAAGGAAAAGGGUUGCACUACGCCAUACCUCCCAGAGUGCUCGACGUCCUUCACGAUGACAUGCAAGUCAACUGUGAGCUCUUCGCUUCCCCUUUCAACGUGCACCUCGCCGACUAUUGCUCGAUCUUUCCGGACGUUGACGUGAUGUUUGGCAGCGGGGGUUCUUUCUUUGAUUCUUCGUUUGAACCUGUAGAGGGCUCGUUUGAGGCGAAUCCGCCCUUCGACGAGGUCAUUAUGGCUCGCAUGGUGACGCGGAUACUCUGUUGGCUCAAAGGAAGCGAAGGGGUGGAGGGAGAGUCGCGGCCUCUGUCUUUCUGCUUAGCUUUGCCGGACUGGUCAAACGGCCCGUCCGAUUUCAUGGAUAUGAUAACCAAGACUGAGUUUCUCAGGUAUUCAGAAGUCCUCCCUGGAGGCAAGCACGUUUUUGUCAGCGGAUUCCAACAUUUCUGUCAUGCAUCUGACCUUGAGGUCCCAGCAGUAUGCGGCACGUUUUUCGCUGUACUGCAAAAUGAAGCUGCAUCAAAGGUGUGGCCUGUCACUGACGCCUUCAAGCAGCGUCUGAAGGCGGCCUGGAGUACACCGGAGCCAUCGGAGAGUUCUUGUGAACUUCUUUAA
This is a messenger RNA of Besnoitia besnoiti, 1743 nucleotides long. RefSeq lists its product as uncharacterized. The coding region runs from base 1 to 1743 and encodes 580 amino acids. NCBI's taxonomy places the organism in Eukaryota, Apicomplexa, Conoidasida, Eucoccidiorida, Sarcocystidae. The record is from RefSeq and is a predicted model, not a curated record. Gene Ontology annotation, molecular function: mRNA (2'-O-methyladenosine-N6-)-methyltransferase activity; RNA polymerase II C-terminal domain binding. The transcript has a single exon.